Malassezia restricta is the source of this 1890-nucleotide messenger RNA. RefSeq names its product arginyl-tRNA synthetase. Gene Ontology annotation, cellular component: cytoplasm; mitochondrion. Gene Ontology annotation, biological process: mitochondrial translation; arginyl-tRNA aminoacylation. Bases 1 to 1890 code for a protein of 629 amino acids. The transcript has a single exon. Gene Ontology annotation, molecular function: arginine-tRNA ligase activity; ATP binding. The record is from RefSeq and is a predicted model, not a curated record. Lineage: Eukaryota; Fungi; Basidiomycota; Malasseziomycetes; Malasseziales; Malasseziaceae.
AUGAGUCGUCCCCCCAUUCCAUCGAAGCACGAGUUCCAGGGCGUGCCGCUGUUCCAGCGCCUGCCCAAGCUGCCUGAGCUGGAGGGCACGGAUCCAGCGCGUGCGCCGCAGGAUGCGUUCCGCCUGGCCAUUGCGGACCAGCUGUCCAAGACGCUCGGUACGUCGCUCAAGGACACGUUUUUGGCAGUGGCGACGGGCGGCAAGGAGUGCGACUACAAGGUUGUGCUGCCUCGUUUCCGUCUGCCGACGAAGGUGGAUGAGCUGCAGGCCAAGGUGCUGGACGAGUUCCAGGCGAACGCAUACGUCGAACGCGUGUCGAAGCAGGGCCCCGCGGUGCUGUACCAUGUGAACCUGAACACGCUUCUUCAUCUGACGCUCUCGACCGUGCAUGCGCUGACGCACGGCGAGGGUGCAGCGCUCGAUGCCGACGGCCAGAAGCAGCCGUCGUACGGCUCGAACUAUGCGGGCAAGGGCAAGACGUGCUUGAUAGAGUUCUCGUCGCCGAAUAUCGCGAAGCCCUUCCACGCUGGUCAUCUGCGUAGCACGAUCAUCGGUGCGUUCUUGGCGAAUCUGUACGAGGCCAAUGGCUGGGACGUGAAGCGCCUGAACUACCUGGGUGACUGGGGCAAGCAAUUUGGUCUGCUGGCGCUCGGCUGGCGUCGCUUUGGCGACGAGGAGAAGCUGAAGGCGGACCCUGUGCAGCACCUGUUCGAUGUGUACGUCGAGAUCAACAAGCUUGCGUCCGAAGAGGGCGGCAAGGGCGAGCAGAUCCACGAAGAGGCGCGCGAGUUCUUCAAAGGGAUGGAAGACGGUGUGCAGGAGAAUCUCGUGGAGUGGGAGCGUUUCCGCUCGCUGUCGAUUGAGAAGUACAAGGAGACGUACGCGCGUCUGAACGUGCACUUUGACGAGUAUCGCGGCGAGGCGAAGGUCGACAAGAAGCAGAUCCAGGACACGCUCGCUCAGCUGCGUACGAAAGACUUUGUGUCGCGGGAAGAGAACGGGGCGCUGCUGGCCGACUUGAGCAAGUACAAGCUGGAAAAGGCCGUCAUUGAGCGCAAGGACGGCACGCCGCUGUACCUGACGCGCGACAUUCCUGAGGCAGUCGCGCGGCACGAGCAGUACCACUUUGACAAGAUGAUCUAUGUGAUUGCCUCGCAGCAGGACCUGCACUGUGCGCAGUUCUUCAAGAUGCUCGAGCUGCUGGGCUACCCAUGGGCGCAAAAGGAGGCGGAUGCGCUGCUGCACGUCAACUUUGGUAUGGUGCAGGGCAUGUCCACACGGAAGGGCACCGUCGUGUUCCUGGACCGUAUCCUGGACGAGACGAAGGAGCACAUGCACGAUGUGAUGCGCCAGAACGAAGUCAAGUAUGCCCAGCUCGAGAACCCCGAGCAGACGGCCGACAUUGUCGGUAUGACGGCCAUCAAGAUCCAGGACAUGACAGGCAAGCGGAUCAACAACUACACGUUCGACUGGAAGCGCAUGUUCUCGUUCGAGGGCGAUACGGGUCCGUACCUGCAGUACAAUCAUGUGCGUCUGUGCUCGAUGGAGCGCAUGAAUGCCGAGGACGGCUUGGUGCUGCCGCGCGAGGAGCUCGAUCUCGACGCGAUGCAUACCGAGCGCCUCAACACGCCCGAGGCCCUCGAGAUUGUGUGGCUGCUCGCUCAGUGGCCGGACGUGGUGCGUGUCGCGAGCCGGGACCACCAGGCCUCGACGAUCGUGACGUUCUGCUUCAAGCUGACGCACGCCAUCAGCUCGGCCUGGGAAAAGCUGAUCGUCAAGGGCCAGGAACGCGACGAUGCCUUGGUGCGUCUGUGGCUGUACCGCUGUGCCAAGGACGUGCUCGGCAGCGCCCUGCGUCUCCUGACUAUCACGCCUCUCGAGCGUAUGUAG